AGGUUUUUAAGCUUUUAAGGAGUGUCGAAGCUGCACACCUUUAGCCUGGGAAGAUGAGUGAGCUCGAUCAGUUACGCCAGGAGGCUGAACAACUAAAAAACCAAAUCAGAGAUGCUAGGAAAGCCUGUGCUGACGCUACCUUGGCCCAGAUCACAGCCAACAUUGAUCCUGUGGGUCGUAUACAGAUGCGCACUAGAAGAACACUGCGAGGACACUUGGCCAAAAUUUAUGCAAUGCACUGGGGAACUGAUUCCAGGCUUCUGGUUAGUGCAUCACAAGAUGGAAAACUGAUCAUUUGGGACAGCUACACCACAAACAAGGUCCAUGCCAUCCCUUUGCGUUCGUCUUGGGUCAUGACCUGUGCAUACGCCCCUUCCGGAAACUACGUGGCCUGCGGUGGUCUCGAUAACAUUUGUUCCAUUUACAACUUGAAAACACGUGAAGGCAACGUCCGAGUAAGCCGUGAGCUGGCCGGGCAUACAGGCUAUUUGUCCUGUUGCCGGUUUGUGGAUGAUAAUCAGAUUGUGACCAGCUCUGGAGAUACCACUUGCGCCCUGUGGGACAUAGAAACGGGACAGCAAACCACCACAUUCACCGGCCACACCGGCGAUGUCAUGAGCCUCUCCCUCGCGCCGGAUUCCAAGUGUUUCGUCUCUGGUGCCUGCGAUGCCUCAGCCAAGCUGUGGGAUGUCCGAGAAGGGAUGUGCAGGCAGACCUUCACCGGCCACGAGUCGGACAUCAAUGCCAUUUGUUUCUUCCCCAAUGGCAACGCUUUCGCCACCGGCUCCGACGACGCCACGUGCCGGCUUUUCGAUCUCCGUGCUGACCAAGAGCUCAUGGUUUAUUCCCACGACAACAUCAUCUGUGGCAUCACCUCCGUAGCAUUCUCCAAGAGCGGGCGUCUCCUGCUAGCCGGUUACGACGACUUCAACUGCAACGUGUGGGACACGCUCAAGGCGGACAGAGCAGGCGUCUUAGCUGGCCACGAUAACCGUGUCAGUUGCUUAGGUGUGACCGACGAUGGCAUGGCAGUGGCAACAGGAUCGUGGGAUAGCUUCCUGAAGAUCUGGAACUGAAGCCCGACAGUCCGUGGACUCCCCGCUGAUCAGAAGAAAAAAAUUUCCCCCAACGGUUGAAAGUUUAAAAUAAUGUAUCCAACUCAAUAUACUAACUUGGAUCCCCUUCUCUGCCUCCCUUCCUCUCUCUUUCUCUCCCUUUCCCUCUCCCCCCUUCCUACCCUACCACCCAAGGGCAAGAUCUUUUCAUGUCUCUCCUUCGCCAAAGCAAAGAGCACAAGUCUCUCCCUCAAAGAGGAAUCACCGCGGUUGUUAUACCAGUAAUAGCAAAAGAGAUCAAAAUUGUGCAUUCCAUUGGGGACCACGUAUAUUUUUUUUUUUGCGGGGGGGGGGGGGUUGUCUAGAGAAAAAAACAAAAAAAAACCUUACAAAAGAAAUCACACGCUUGUGUAAGCAUGCCCAGGCAAAACUUUAAAGUGAAGUAAAGUGAUACGAUAAAUAAGUAAGGAAAAACAAAAACACCUUGUCGGAAGCAAAGUUAACCUUUCAAAUUUCACUGUAGUUUAAAAAAAAAGAAAGAGGCAAAUCAUACUGACUUUAUGGUGGGAAGGCUUCGUUUUAAUCUCAUUUUCGAAACUUAGAAGUCACAUGCGUAGCAAGAUCGGUAUAUCCCCUCUUUCUUUGUCCCAUGUUUCCAUUACCUUUUCCCCUUUUUUUAUAAAAAGAAAUUGCAAAUUGCUUCUUACGGUCUAAUUUUGAGCCAAGAGAAAGGAGUCCCAUCCCAGGCAUUUCUGGGGUUGUUAAAUGCUGUAAAUUUACUCCCUGGAUUUUCUUUUCUUUUCUUUCUUUAUUAUUGUUCUUUUUUUUAAUUUCUGUCUUAAUGUCACAAAUCGUUGCACAAAUAUUGCAUAUAUAUGAUAAUGUUAAGAAGAUAACCAAGCACACUCUGUACAUGGUAUUGAAUGUUUAAAAAAAAAAAGCAAACCUUUUCACUUCUGUGGGUAACAAAAAAAUAAUAAUAAUAAUAAUAAUUCCCUCUUUUUUAUUUUUUUCCCAACCCCAAUCUCGCCUCGUGGGCCAAUUCUUCAUUUCCUAUCUGCUGAGUUUGAUUGACUAACGCCGAAGAUUAUCCCAUAAUUUCUGUAAACAGCCAGAUUAGGUGGAUUUGGGGUUUCAGGAGCAAGGCUAGGGAAAAGUGGGGGGCGGGAAAAAAACCCCACCAGUUGAACUUUUGGCUGGGUCUGAAGCAAGAUCCAAAUUUGGUUUUUUAUUUUUUAGUGAAAACCGUGAUCUGAGGGUUUUCUAAAUUAAACGAUUAUGAUAGACAGGUGCAAAUGGGGGGUGGAAACGUUUGGGAUUUGCCAGUUGUGGGUUGGAUUACUCUUAGAAUCGCAUGCUGUAGAAAUGCUGAAGUGCAUAAUAAAACUAAGAUGUCCUUCUCUUUGUGUUUUCUUUCGAGAAAUUAACCUCAUCCUUUUUUAUUUUAUUUUAUUUUAUUUUUUAAAAGAAAGAAAGAAAGCAAUCAUUGCUGAUUUUCCUUACUGCCGCUUAACCGGGGGGUGGUGUGUGUGUGCACAAGAAUGGAUUCCACCGAAGAAUGCAGACUUUUUUGUUUUUUGUUUUUGCACAUCUGGAAGUAAGGUGAUAAAAGUCAUUAUUUUUAAUUUUUAAUAACGUGUUUCUCCCCCCGGCUCCUUCUUCCUCCCCCCAAUUAAAACAAAAAAACAAAUUUGAAAGCAAAAAGCUAGAGAAAGAAGAAAAAAAAUGGGGUCGAAACUCUUUCAAUCAAGCCCCUUUUUUCCUCUUGCUUUGCAUUUUGAAAGUUGAUGAGCAUUUAGACAGCAAAUCGUUUGGAUAAACUUUUCAAUUCUUCCUCUCCUCCCUUCCCUUCCCCCUCCCUUUUUUUAAAAAGCAGUGAUUUUUUUAAAAUCCUCUUUUCACUCCCCCCUCCUCCUUGCAACAUUCUGUACAAAACGUGCUGUAAUCGUGCAUUUUUAUUUUUAAAGGCCUGGAUUUGGCAUCUUGAAUUUUUCUUUCUUUUUUUUUCUUUUUUGGAUUUUUUUUUUUUAAAUCGCCCUCUUUCCUCUUCCCUUGCCCCCACCCUUCCCUUGAGAUAAAUCUCUAUAGAGCUUCCUCUG
Molecule: messenger RNA, 3154 nt
Organism: Notechis scutatus (mainland tiger snake)
Lineage: Eukaryota; Metazoa; Chordata; Lepidosauria; Squamata; Elapidae
Source: RefSeq, a predicted model, not a curated record